GCCAUGGAGAGGGACGCAACUACAUUAGACUUUGAACCUGCCAAGAGUUUGGAAGGAAAAGGUGGUAGUACACGUCAGUGACAGACAUUAAAGACCUGAAUAAGGAACUAUACGCAAGACCCACAUGGAAAGAGUGGGUCGUGUCUUCCCCGACAUGGACCAGGAAGCCAGCCAGCUGGAGAAGCGGCACGUGCAUGCUGUGUACCAGAGCACCGCUCCAUUCUUCAGCGACCUGCAGAGCAAAGCCUGGCCCCGGGUCCGCCAGUUCCUCCAGGAGCAGCAACCGGGCAGCCUCGUCGCUGACAUAGGUUGUGGAACUGGGAAGUAUCUUAAAGUGAACAGCCAGGUGCAUGCCCUGGGCUGUGACUACUGCGGGCCAUUGGUAGAGAUUGCCCGGAAUAGAGGAUGUGAAGUCAUGGUAUGUGACAACCUUAAUCUCCCCUUUAGGGAUCAGGGCUUCGAUGCCAUCAUCUCCAUAGGAGUCAUACAUCACUUUUCCACAAAACAGAGGAGAAUCAGAGCAAUAAAAGAGAUGGCCCGGGUCUUGGUCCCCGGUGGCCGGCUGAUGAUCUAUGUCUGGGCAAUGGAACAGAAGAAUCGACACUUUGAGAAGCAAGACGUGCUCAUUCCUUGGGACAGGACCUUGUGCUCCCAGCCCCUCUCAGAGUGCGGCCAGUGGGGUAGAAGGAGGCUGUGUGGACACGGGGAGACUAGCCGGACCCCCCACCCUCCCUGCUCCAACUGCGGCUGCUCCGUUUGUUUCAAGAAGCCGUGUGCAUCAAGGCGGUCCCACAGCGUGGACUACGCACCUGUCACGGCGGCAAGCUGCUGUGCGCCUGUUUCUAAGGAGGACAAUGGGUUCUAUAAUGCGCUAGGCAAGUCGUUCCGUUCCUGGUUUUCAUCCAGAUCCUUGGAUGAAUCCUCUCUGAGGAAGCAAACCGAGAGAGUGAAACCCUUGAGGAACACGGAAGAAUGGGCCAACGGCACCGUGUCCGUCCAACCCUCCAGACUCCCCAGCUGCGACUUCGAGCCCCAAGAGCCAUUUUUCACAGUGGAGCAAAACCUCGAGGAGGACGUGUUUGAGGACGCGUCUUCUCAGAAGCCUCUGGAGUGGCUGGGCGUACCAGGCGCGUUGAAGCAUCUGAAUGGAGACCCUCAGCGAGGAGGGAAGCGACAUGGAGGUGGGGAUUUUCUGGAGAGCGCUAACUCCAGGGACAGUUGUCCACACGCAGCUGACUUAAAGGAAGGCGACCCUCCUGCCAGUACACUAUUGAGCAAGAUUCCCGCGCUGGAUUCUGCAGAUUCUAACUCGGAGGACACGAUUUCCCUCCCAGAAGAGCAGUCUUCGGAUCCCGAAGCCUUCAUGCGCUACUACCACGUGUUCCGCGAGGGCGAGCUCUGCAGCCUGCUGACCGAGCAUGUGUCGGAGCUGCGCAUCCUCAGCUCUGGGAAUGACCACGGCAACUGGUGCAUCAUCGCCGAAAAGAAGGGAAGCUGGGACUGACUGGAGCCUUGCAGACAACUUCUUCAAAAGAUGCCGAGCCGGCCUUUCCCCAGCAGGUUUACGGCGGUUUCCUGAGUUUGCAGCACGUUUAUUUUCUAACCAGUUUAUACUUUGGUCUGUAAGGAACUGUGAAUUGAUCCUUUUUUGAAUAAUAUCUGCGGACGGCAUAGAGCCCGGCAUCUAAAACACUGGACACAGAGCACGUGAGCUUACGCACGGUGUCAGUAUCAAAAACCUAAUGAAGCAAAAGAACAUUCACUUCAAAAUGAAAUGCUUGUUAGAUUACCUUUAUAUGGCUUUUCAGUAUUAUAUAUUGACUUU
Ochotona curzoniae (black-lipped pika) is the source of this 1825-nucleotide messenger RNA. It is a transcript of the gene TRMT9B, whose product is annotated as tRNA methyltransferase 9B (putative). Gene Ontology annotation, cellular component: cytoplasm; nucleus. Bases 125 to 1504 code for a protein of 459 amino acids. The transcript is spliced from 4 exons. NCBI's taxonomy places the organism in Eukaryota, Metazoa, Chordata, Mammalia, Lagomorpha, Ochotonidae. Gene Ontology annotation, molecular function: S-adenosylmethionine-dependent methyltransferase activity; tRNA binding. Gene Ontology annotation, biological process: tRNA wobble uridine modification. The record is from RefSeq and is a predicted model, not a curated record.